AAUGAAUACUAAUGAGCAACAUGGCGGAAGUAGCCUCGAGGUAAAAAAACAAAAUAGUUUCAGGAAGUUUUUGGGACCGAAUUUGCGGAACUCUUAACCCUUCCGGAAAGAUGUCACAGGGUUUACCGGGUCAGCUCACUAACGAAGAGCAGCUCUGGCUGCUGACGGAGGUGAAAGAAAAUCGUAUGACGCAAGAUGAGGCCGUAGAGUACGCUAGAGAGAGGGGGGCCCAAGCAAGACUAGAAGCUCAACAGGUACAAGGGACGUCUCAGGAAAUGUCUAAGCAGAAGAAGAAAGGCGGAUUCUUCAAGAAGCACAGCUUCACUGCUGGGUUUGCAAAGCUACCCACAGCUGGCAGGGCUGGCAAGAUGUUUCGAAAGGACAGCAAAGGUCUGGAGGAUCAGAUGUCAAAGGGCGAAGGUCAGAUGCCAGAGGUCGGUAAGAAUGCUGGUCUUGUGGAGGACCUGAUGAAGAAGGAGGGGAUAUCUGCAGAAGAUGUGCAGAGGGAGUCGCUGGCAUUCAGUAGUAUGGAGGUGAAAGAGGGAGAUGCAGCAAGAUCCCUUAUUGGUAAUCUAGUCAAGCGCGGCCGGAUGACCAUCCAGGACGCCAUGCAGUAUGCUCAGGACCACGGUCUGGCUGAGGCAGAGAGGACAGAGAAGGAGAACAUCGCGGAGGCCAGCAGUGCCUUCCAGCAGCGCAAGGUCUACAACUUCACUGUGUACAAGUUCUUCAAACAUCGCACCAGCCAGAGGAGGAUCCUACAGAUUGACUUUGAUAUCAAAGUGCUGCGUAACAUCCAGAGAGGCAAUGUGAACAACACUUUCCAGUUUGAGCAAGUCACAGGGUCAGAGAGUGCGGAAGGGUUGAGGUUCUUCAUUUACUUUGAGGACUACCAUGAGUAUGAGCUGAAUGCAGACAACUUGGAGGAGAAGAACAAGAUCCUACGGCUGCUGAACAUCAUAGUGGAACAGAACAAGUGUGAAAAGGAAGGAGAAACAUUCCAGCCAGUGAAGACAUUACCACGAGCCCAGGCCAUUAUCAAGGAGGGGGAGUUGGAGAAAAGGGCGGGAACAGCACUACUGAGGAACCAGUGGAACAGGAGAUGGAUACGGAUUCGACAGGGGGAGCUGUCAUACUACAAACUAGCAGAGGAGACACAGACUGCCCUGAACAUCAUCCACCUAAACGAUGAGAGUGUGUCCAUCACCCCCGAGGGAGACUAUGGCUUCUGUAUCAGCACCAACAAGGAACAUUUCUCGUUCAGAGUACCCAACCCAAACCAGAAGGCCGGCGCCGACGUCCAGGCGAUACGGGACGAGUGGUUCAAGGUGCUCUCGCGAGCGUCGCAGGAUUACCGUCGCUCGGCGGCCCACGUGUAUGACCACAUCCUCACGGACGAUUUCUUCAACCAGGCCACCUCCACCACCACUGUGCACCAUCUGACUGAGGAGGUGGGGGGGCUGGUCAAGAAGUUACAAGUGGAACUAGAACAACUACAGUCCGUCCUCACCAUACUGGAUGCACAGGAGGCGACUGCACAAAUGACGAAGCUGAAAGAGAUUGCCAGCAGUCUGGACAACCAGCUACGGGACAGCGGACUCCCUGGAUCCCUGACAGACGUCAGUCAGAAAAGUUCCACCCUUAGAGACAGCUCGGACACCUCGGACAGUCUGAAGAGACAGGACUCCACGGAUUCCUCGGAAGGCGAGUACAUGGACAUGAAAAGCCCAGGAAUUCUUCAAAAACGUGAGAGCGGAUCUUUUGCAGUUAUCAGCGGAGAAGACAUACAGAAAGAAGAUCAGGAAACCAUCACAGAAGAAGAGGAAACAAACGGAGAGAAGAACAUUUCCGACAUGUAUUCUAAGGUCAACAAGGAACAGUCUGUGGUUCCCCCUCCUCUACCGAUAAAGAGAAAGAAAAGUUUUGAAGGCCUAAUAGAUGGGGAUAAGAAGGAUGAGGAUGCAGCUGUGGAGGAGAACGGAGGCGGAGACACGAAGGCAGAAGAACAGCAGGACCAAACUGACUCUUCAGAUGCCAAAGCAGACAUUACAACCAAUGGAAAACUGCCGAUAGAUUCAGCAUCCCUACCCCUACCCCCACACCUAGUCCCCUCUGGUCUCCAUACACCCCCAUCCGGACCCCCCACCCCUCCUCCCUCACCGUUCCUGGCCAGGGGGAAGUGCGAGUCCCCCCCUCCCAUCGGUGGAGGGGGCCCCCCUACUCCGCCUUCCUCGCCCUUCAAGACAGAAGAUAUGCAUGACGAGAUUUCGAUGGACUCGGUGAAAGAACGGUUGGACUUGUCUGUUGAGAUGGACAAAACUGAUGGCGCAGACAACACAGAGAAUACCUCGCCAGAGAUACAGGAGGCCAGUCCUGUCUCCCCACCCACCAGUCCAGCCUCCCCACCCCCUCCCACCAGUCCUGUCUCCCCACCCCCACCCAUCAGUCCUGUCUCCCCACCCCCUCCCCCACCCCCACUCCCAACAAGCCCCAUCCCAGCAGCACCGCCUCUACCUGUUUUCAACAGGGGGUCAAGGGUCAAACUAAGGCCCUUCCACUGGACCAAAAUUCCCACUAAUAUGUUGUCAAAGACUAUCUGGAAGCAGGCCCAGGACAGGAGUGCAGACAUCAGUGUUGAGGUGUUGGAGAAAAACUUUGCACUCACCGACAGGGAUUCACCAGACUCAGCUCCUGUCAAGGUUAAGAAGAAGGCAAAGCUCCUCCUGGACUCCAAGAUGGCGCAUAACCUGGCCAUCUUCCUGACUGGGUUCAAGGUUGGGCCUGGGGAGUUCACCAACAAACUGCUCAUCAUCGGAGAAGAGGAGGGAGGACUCACCAUGGAACAGAUUAAUACACUCAGGAGAUUCCUGCCCACAUCAGAAGAGCAGGAGCUGUUCCGGUCGUACCAGGGGGAGCGUUCGGAGCUGGAGUCCACCGACAGGUUCAUGCUGGAGAUGUGCAGUGUACCCAUGGUGGAGAUAAGGCUGGACCUGCUGAUGGUGAUGGCAGAACUACCUGAACAGAUACAGGACCUCACACCGACCAUCCACACGACCUUGGGUGCGUGUCAGGAGCUGGUACAGCAGAAGCACUUCCACCAGGUACUGGAGUACAUCCUGGCAGUGGGCAACCGGAUCAACAUGGGCACCACCAGGGGAGCGGCUCGGGGAUUCCGUCUGGCUUCUCUAAACAAGUUGUCAGAAACCUACAGCAGUGACAGGUCGUCCAGCCUGCUACAGUUUGUAGUGGAACAGAUCAAACAGAAGGAGCCCCAACUACUGGACGUGUCUGCUGACAUGAGCUGUGUUCAGAGGGCCGCGGGAGCUUCAGUGAAAGGCUUGAUGGCAGAAAUGGAAGUGAUGACCAAGGACCUACUGAAGGCUAAGAAACAUGUGUCAUACAUGAAGAAGAAGAAGAACUCUCCGUCCAAGAGAGACUUGGAGUUCUGUAAAGAAGUUGAGGACAAGAUUUCAUUACAUGAAAAGGAAGUGAAUGCACUGCAGAAACAAUGUUCUACCAUGAGGGACACUUUCAACAAAGUUCUGGGCCUGUAUGGGGAGCUGCCUGGUACAGACUCCCAGGAGGUGUUCUCUGCAGUGUCGGAGUUCCUGGCCAGUUUUGACAUCGCCAGGGACAGGCUGAGAGAGGAGGAGGAGAAGAGGACCGACCCCAGGAAGAAGCUGGGCGCCAUCAUGCAGGGGUCCCUCGCUGGGGCUGCUGUCAAGUUGCGCUCCCCUACCUCGGACCACAGCGCCAUGCUGACCUCCCUGAGGGACACCCUGCCUGCCAUGCCUAGUCCUGACCAGGACAACAGUCAAGGCCAGUGGGCACAGAGUAGCUGAGGUAACUAUAAAGCUGGUACAUGUAUGUCUGUAAGUGCCUUAAAGCAAAACAGCAAGAAGUUGUGGUGGAACAUCUCAGAAGGCCACAACAGUCUUGUUACCAUGUUUCCUGGCUGUCAACAUUUCUCUAUGUUGAAUCAAAACUUUUGAUAAAAGAUUGUCUUAGUAAUGUGACAUAUCUUAAUAGUAUAGGUUUCAGAGUCUGUGGAAUUGAUUAAUUGUCAAUGACCAAUGGUGAAGCAAUAGACACAUUUUUAGACAUUUUUUGUAUUGUAUAUUUUCUAUUGAUGCCAAAUCCACAUAUUAUAUAAUUUUUUAUACAAACAUUCCCCCACUGAUUUUAUAUGUAAGUGUCACAGUGAAAAGUCCCAUGUUUAGGCAGGCAAGUGUUAUUCAUGUACAGUACAUCCUGACCAGUCAAAUCUGGACAAGAAUUUCUCUAGAAAAAGUGGACAUUCCUCGACUUUCAAGCACACUAGUGGCUGCAAUGUUCCGGUUGUUACUCUGUGACUGGUGGGUAACCUCUGUUGACAGAGUAUUGUAAUCGGUCAUGUCUUGAGUGGUCGCACCUAUAUCUCUCUGUUUCGUUUGCGGCAUUCGGUUGCUUCGGCAUGUCGUCUGUACUCAGUUGUGCGAUGAUGCACUUUUUUUUUCUCGCGGUAGCUGUUGUUAUAAUCGAUGUAAUAAUUUCAGAAGUCACUUAGCUAGCUUUUAGCUAAUUUCAGAAAUCAGUUAGCUUUUAAGUAUGUUUUUGGUAUAAUUCAAUAUGAUGUGUUCUGUUUACGAUGUAAACACCAUGUCACACAACCGA
This is a messenger RNA of Branchiostoma floridae (Florida lancelet), 4653 nucleotides long. Its product is annotated as formin-like protein 18. The transcript is spliced from 24 exons. Lineage: Eukaryota; Metazoa; Chordata; Leptocardii; Amphioxiformes; Branchiostomatidae. The record is from RefSeq and is a predicted model, not a curated record. Bases 111 to 3842 code for a protein of 1243 amino acids.